AUGCCCACCAUCACCUUUGUCACGCCGCCGGGCAGGCCGUCCGUGCUGCGCGCCACGUCGGGCAAGCAAGAGGCAGCACAGGAUUCAAACUCGAUGCAUGAACCGGCACCCUUGACCUUUGGCAAGAGGCGCAUCCUGCCCGUGCUCACCACUUCGCCCGAGCCAGCCAAGGACGCAUUCGAACAGCCGCCCCAACGCGCAUCCCUCGACCAGCCAAGCUCCUCCCGCACCGUCCAUGACGACACGCGUGACCACAAACGUCCUUCGCUCCUCUCGGCUGCUAUGAGCUCGUCCGGCACACACCCACACCGCAGCCUCAGCACCACCAGCUCGGGCAUCCUGCGCAAGGCUCAGCUCGAAGACGGCUCGCACACCGACGAUCGCGAUUCCAGGUCACACGCGCCUUCUACAGACGCUGUCAACCCCGCUCCAAGGGCGCGUCUGCACUUUGUCGAACCUCACAAGGAGGCCACCCACCACACCUCGGCGCGCAUUCCGCACGACGCCAGGACGGAAGAGUCCUCGCAUGCAUCCACCUCGGCAGCUCCGGACGUACUCGCCAACGCCGACAACGCUCCUCGAAAGCGCAGCCUCGUCAUCCAGGAACACGCCGAUGUGAUCGAACGCGUCGCCGAGCGAGCUGCAAGGCAAGCCAACAACACAGACACUCAGGCGCCCGAUCACCCUCCCCACACGCGUCAUACCGUCCGAUCGCGUCAGCACAGCGCAUCGUCCGCAGGCGAAGAGACCGCCUCCACCCGCUCCAGCUGGGCCGUACGCAGCAGCUCGCGCGGGUCCAGCGUCGCCACCUCCCCCACCGUCGUCUCCGACGUCAACACACAAGAGCUCUCGGAUUUCGAUCUCAACAGGCCCGCUCGUGACCCCAAGCCGCCCGCCAACUCGUCCGUCACGCCCAUCUUUCACAGCACCGACGCCAAGCCCGACGCGCAGCCCAGUCGGCCACCGCCCCCUGCGCCCGCAACCUCGUCGCGCAAGCUCGUCUUUGUCGACCCCCCGCCUCCCAGGCCCAGGCACGAUGCGCCGCCUCCUCAAGCGUCCAAGCUCACCUCGGCCGCCACCUCGUCCAAAGCGCACAUGAAUGCAGUCAGCCAUGACGACGGCCACGAUGCGCACGCGCGCAAAGCGCUCUCGUUUGCCGCGUGUCCCAAGCCAGAGCGCCCCGCUCGCCUCUCGCCCGCACACGCCACCCGACGCGCCAAGAAGCUCUCCGCCAGCCCGGCUCCGCACAAGCUCGGCUAUCCACAGCGCUUGCGUGGCAUCCGCGGCACCGACCCCAUCCGAUCGCCCGCGCCCGACAGGGUCGUGCCGCUCACCCACGUCGCUGCCGAGCACUGGGAGGCUGCCAUCCACGAUCCGCCGUCCUCAGAAGGAUCCGGCUACAGCGAAGACGAAGAGGACGACGAUGACGAUCAAGACGACGACGACGACGACGACGAUUCGCAAAAGGAGCUCGGCAGCGAGCAGGAUGAUGACGAGCAAAAAUCCAGCUCGAGCGUGUCGGAUCAGCAGAGUCUUGCCGAGUCGGCGGCGCUGGCGAGCCAAGACGAUGCAAUCGCUCGAGCGAAUGCGGCUAUCCAGAGUGGUGGAGCGCAUCAAGCUGCUCGUGCUUUGACGCCUGUGCUCGACCUCGACUCGAGCGCUGUGCUGACCGGGCGACGGCACAGCACUUCGGCUCUGCUGCAGCUGCAGACGGCUCAUGCGGGGCCGUCGGUGCCGCUUUCGCCUCCGCGCGUGGCUCGGCCGUCGCGCUCCACGCAGGCCUCGCCGCGGCAGGGUGCCUCGCGCGCGGGACGCAGGCUGCAGCCCAAGGAGUCGCUCUCGCAUCCGAUGUGCUUCCUGCCCGAUGCGUUUGAGGAUUCGGCGCCGGCGACGCCGACGGAGCCCGAUUCGGACGGGUACGAGCCGCCGCGCGCCAACCUUUUGCAUGGGUGGCUGUCCGAGGGUGGGAGUGCGACGAGUUCGCGACGCGCGAGUUGGCAGCAACCGCUCAGUCCUGCUUUGCGGCCGGGUGCGGGGGAGCAGGAGGCGGUGCCGAUUACGUUGCCGCCGUUCAGGCGGUCGCGCGAGCGCACGGCACAGUGCUCGGUUACGAGCGACGACGAGCGCGCAAGUCGGUCGCUCGGUGGCAAUGCUGCGUUCAUUCGAGAGUCGGCAUUGGGUAGGUCGCUGAGUACAGCGCCUCUGUUGGGGGUGAGUGUGCCUGAUGGGAGGCCCGAGAGGCCGGUCAUGUGGAAGCAGCUCAGCCAUGUGGAGCGACCCGCUAGUGGGCUGGGCGCGUACAGGCGUGCGAGUCAUUCGUUGGAACCCAGGCUGGCAAAGUCGGCGUAUACGAGUCCGAUCGGAUCGUACACUGCGAGAGCGGCGGGGGUCAAGCAGCGCGCGACUUCGAUGCACAUGCGUGCGUUGCCCGUGGUGGCACAGACUCAGCGAGAUGUCAGCGGCGCAGCCUCGCCCAGGAGGGACGAUGCACAGGCGACUUUGAAGCAUCAUCUGGCGCCGGUUAGGAGCGAGGCAGAGCGCGAUGAUGAGGCGCCAGGGAAUGCGGCUAGGUACUGGACAGAGAGGCUCGCGAGUCUGGCGCAUGCGAUGGGCGAUGAGCUGGCGAGUGUCGGACAGACCGUGCUUGGGUACGAGGCGAGGGCGAAUGCAAAUGCGCAUGAGGAGUAG
Molecule: messenger RNA, 2688 nt
Organism: Moesziomyces antarcticus
Lineage: Eukaryota; Fungi; Basidiomycota; Ustilaginomycetes; Ustilaginales; Ustilaginaceae
Exons: 1
Coding region: 1-2688 (895 amino acids)
Source: RefSeq, a predicted model, not a curated record